Sesamum indicum (sesame) is the source of this 2143-nucleotide messenger RNA. RefSeq names its product monodehydroascorbate reductase 6 (gene MDAR6). Gene Ontology annotation, cellular component: cytoplasm. Gene Ontology annotation, molecular function: oxidoreductase activity, acting on NAD(P)H. Lineage: Eukaryota; Viridiplantae; Streptophyta; Magnoliopsida; Lamiales; Pedaliaceae. The record is from RefSeq and is a predicted model, not a curated record.
CUGAUGAUCAUGACCCAAUAAUGUGGAAAAGGAACGAGGACUAGGAACAGUGUUAUCGUAAAGAACAAAGAGUAAAGAUCAAGAAACAGCUCAAUCUCCGUAUCACAUUUGGAUUAUCUUCCUGAGAAAGAUCCAAACUUGAAAUGGCGGCCCAUGAUGAUUUCUUGGGCGUUAUGCCACCCCAGAUCAUCGGAAAAAUCCGCCACUGUUUCUGACGUCCCUUUCACCCCGCCAAUCGCCGCUGCCACCACAGAGCACUCACACAGACUAGUCCCGUAACUCUUGAAUCAUCACAAGAGCCAUUUUUGCUAUUAAAUUAUUAGUUAAUCCUAACUCCCAGUAAUUAUUAUAUUAUCAAGAAUAUAUAAAGCUGAUCACUCCUCUGCAUCCCGAUGUCUUCUUCUUCUUCAGCUUGCAGUUCGUAGAGGAAUUAUGUCGAGCAUCUCGAACGCGAUUCCACUGAAGAACGGGCUUUCGCUCUGGUGCCCACGGUCAACUUCAGUGAAUCAAAUUUCCGGACCUUCUUCAAUCGUUUCUACCAGUUCCCGUAGAAGAUUCACUGUUUCGGCUUCAUCUUUCGCCAAUGAAAAUCGAGAAUUUGUUAUAGUAGGAGGUGGAAAUGCAGCUGGUUACGCAGCUAGGACCUUUGUCGAGCAUGGAUUGGCUGAUGGAAGGCUUUGCAUUGUCUCCAAAGAGGCAUACGCACCUUAUGAGCGUCCAGCAUUAACAAAAGGUUACUUAUUCCCUUUGGAUAAAAAACCAGCACGUUUACCGGGUUUCCAUACAUGUGUUGGCUCAGGUGGCGAAAGACAGACUCCUGACUGGUAUAAGGAGAAAGGCAUAGAGAUGCUCUAUGAAGAUCCAAUGGAAGGCAUCGAUAUUGAAAAGCAAACAGUGAGAACAAAUUCAGGAAAGUUGCUCAAGUAUGGAUCCCUAAUAAUUGCUACAGGAUGUACUGCCUCCAGAUUUCCAGAUAAGAUUGGAGGAAAUUUACCAGGUGUUCAUUACAUUCGUGAUGUUGCAGAUGCCAAUUCACUGAUAUCAUCACUGGAGAAAGCAAAGAAAGUUGUCGUGGUUGGUGGUGGCUACAUUGGCAUGGAAGUUGCAGCAGCAGCCGUUGGUUGGAAACUUGACACAACCAUAAUUUUUCCCGAGGACCAUCUUAUGACAAGAUUGUUCACUCCUUCUCUGGCACAAAAGUAUGAACAACUAUACCAAGAUUAUGGUGUCAGAUUUGUCAAGGGUGCUUCAAUAAAGAAUCUUGAAGCUGGUUCUGAUGGUCGUGUAGCUGGUGUUAAACUUGAGAAUGGUUCUACCAUUGAAGCUGACACGGUCGUCGUUGGCAUUGGAGCCAAACCAGCCAUUGGUCCGUUUGAAAGGGUUGGUUUAAGCAGCGCUGUGGGAGGAAUACAGGUUGAUGGUCAGUUCAGAACAAGCGUACCUGGCAUUUUUGCUAUUGGAGAUGUAGCAGCUUUUCCCUUGAAGAUAUAUAACCGAAUUGCACGGGUUGAACAUGUUGAUCAUGCUCGUCGGUCUGCCCAUCAUUGUGUUAAAUCACUAGUAACUGCACAUACUGCCACGUAUGAUUAUCUCCCUUAUUUCUACUCAAGAGUAUUUGAAUAUGAAGGGAGCCAAAGGAAAGUAUGGUGGCAAUUCUUUGGUGACAAUGUUGGUGAGACUGUAGAAGUUGGGAACUUUGAUCCAAAAGUCGCAACAUUCUGGAUAGACUCUGGAAAGCUGAAAGGAGUUUUUCUUGAAAGCGGAAGCCCUGAGGAAUUCCAAUUGCUUCCUAAACUGGCUAGGAGCCAACCUUCAAUCGACAAAGCCAAGCUUGAGAAAGCAUCGUCUGUGGAGGAGGCACUGGAAAUUGCCAAAGCUUCCUUACAGGGUUGAAGCUCUAGUAGUUCCUUAUCGUCCAAUUUCUGCAUAGGCUCCUACACUAUGCAUUUCUUCUGUUAUGGCAGCUCCUCUGACUGAGAAUGGCCUGAUACUGAUUUCUGCCGGCAUUGUGAGAACAAGUACAACUUGUAAUUUUGCCUUUUUAGACGGGGAGAGAGAUUGUACAUGAUUGUUGAGAUGAUGACCAAGCUACAUUCAUUUUGCUUAAUAAAGAAAAUUCCCAGUUCUUGAUUUGAAUUUAAAA